AUGGUUUCCAAUAUACAAGGUUGCAUUCUUCUCCUUCUGUCCUUGCUGCUGUCUCACUUCAGCUCUGCCAAGGAACUAGGAAUGGUCACGUACUGGGGCCAGAAUGUGCGUGAAGGAGAGUUGGAUGAAGCAUGUGCCACCGGGAAUUACGAGAUAGUAAACAUAGCAUUCCUCAGCAUCUUUGCUAACGGCCAAAGCAAAGGCGUCAAAAUCCUCCUCUCUCUCGGAGGAGACUCUCGGAUAUAUUCACUUUCUUCAGCUCAAGACGCCAAACGAGUUGCGGACUACCUCUGGACCAACUUUCUCGGUGGCCAUCAGAAUAAUUCAGAAGGCCUGCUAGGAAACGCGAUUUUACAUGACAUCGCCUUUGGCAUCAAACAAGGGGGAACCUGUUAUUAUGAUGAUCUUGCCAAGGAUAUUGACUCCUACAGAAUGUUCUACAAUAACCCUUCGUGCCAAUAUUCUCCUUGGAAUACUCAGGACCUUAUGCACUCGUGGAACCAGUGGAUUGACUUCCCCAUCUCCAAGUUAUAUCUUGGCCUGCCGGCGUCUCCGGCGCCAACUGGCAGGGCUGGUGGCUAUAUCCCAGUAGACGGACUAAACCAUGAGAUUCUUCCACGUAUAAAAAGCUCUCCCAAUUACGGGGGUGUAUGCUAUGGAGCAGUUACUAUGAUAUAG
Molecule: messenger RNA, 678 nt
Organism: Neltuma alba
Lineage: Eukaryota; Viridiplantae; Streptophyta; Magnoliopsida; Fabales; Fabaceae
Product: acidic endochitinase-like
Exons: 3
Coding region: 1-678 (225 amino acids)
Cellular component (GO): extracellular region
Molecular function (GO): chitinase activity
Source: RefSeq, a predicted model, not a curated record